Molecule: messenger RNA, 6177 nt
Organism: Psammomys obesus (fat sand rat)
Lineage: Eukaryota; Metazoa; Chordata; Mammalia; Rodentia; Muridae
Gene: Slc24a2
Product: solute carrier family 24 member 2
Exons: 11
Coding region: 240-2240 (666 amino acids)
Biological process (GO): long-term synaptic potentiation; intracellular calcium ion homeostasis; long-term synaptic depression
Cellular component (GO): membrane
Molecular function (GO): calcium, potassium:sodium antiporter activity; calcium channel activity
Source: RefSeq, a predicted model, not a curated record
CGGACCGGCGAAGGCAAGGGCCAGCGCGAGCCCGGGCCCUGGCCGCUGGAGGCGGAGGCCCGCGGAGGAGCGGCCCGAGCGACCCGGCGUGAGAGCCUCGCUCACCGGUGCGCUUAGGUGGUGAAAGGUUGUAGAAGUACCCCACAAGCACCACUAACUGGGAAGCAGGAAAAAGCAUGACAGAGCUAUCUGGCCAAGUCUGAAGGGUGAAGACCACCAUAUCCACCAGAAGAGCCGGGAUGGAUCUGCACCAAAGCACCACAGCCAGGCUCCUGGAGAAAUGGUGUUCCCGUGAGUCACCAACUGGCUGCAGGAGACAUUAUAAUGCCAGGAAAAAACUGAAGCUAAUUCGUGUCAUUGGCCUUGUCAUGGGCCUGGUGGCUGUGAGCACUGUCCCAUUUUCAAUCAGUGCCUUUACUGACACAGACUCUCAGAGCCACAGAGGAGAAGCCAGUGAAGUGGGUGGCCCCAGGGCAGCACCGGGUCACCGCCACAGAACUCUCCUAGACUUAAAUGACAAGAUCCGAGAUUACACCCCACAGCCACCUGCUUCUCAGGAAGACCAAGCUGAGAACAGCACUGAGCAUGCCCAGGGAGACUACCCGAAGGACAUCUUUUCCCUGGAGGAACGAAGGAAAGGUGCCAUCAUUCUCCACGUCAUUGGCAUGAUCUACAUGUUCAUAGCCUUAGCCAUCGUCUGUGAUGAGUUCUUUGUCCCUUCUUUGACUGUCAUCACUGAAAAACUGGGCAUCUCUGAUGACGUGGCUGGAGCCACCUUCAUGGCUGCAGGCGGGUCAGCCCCAGAACUCUUCACGUCUCUCAUAGGGGUCUUCAUUGCUCAUAGCAAUGUCGGCAUAGGCACCAUCGUAGGUUCCGCAGUGUUCAAUAUCCUCUUUGUUAUUGGCAUGUGUGCUCUGUUUUCUAGAGAAAUCUUAAACCUGACAUGGUGGCCGCUCUUUCGGGAUGUGUCCUUCUACAUUGUUGACUUGAUCAUGUUGAUCAUAUUUUUCCUGGAUAACGUUAUCAUGUGGUGGGAGAGCUUACUCCUCUUAACAGCUUAUUUUGCCUAUGUGGUUUUCAUGAAGUUCAACGUCCAAGUAGAAAGAUGGGCGAAGCAAAUGAUAAAUCGCAAUAAAGUUGUCAAGGUGACAGUACCAGAAGCCCAAGCAAAGUCAUCUACAGCAGGAGACAAGGAAGAACCAUCUUUACCGGCUAAGCCUCGCCUCCAGCGAGGUGGGAGCUCCGCCUCCCUCCACAACAGUCUCAUGAGGAAUAGCAUCUUCCAGCUCAUGAUACACACCCUUGACCCACUUGCGGAAGAACUUGGAUCAUAUGGAAAACUAAAAUAUUAUGACACAAUGACUGAAGAAGGGAGGUUCAGAGAAAAAGCUUCAAUCCUCCACAAGAUCGCCAAGAAGAAAUGCCAAGUGGAUGAGAAUGAGAGGCAGAAUGGGGCUGCCAAUCACGUGGAAAAAAUUGAGCUCCCCAACAGCACGAGCACAGAGGUCGAAAUGACACCAUCGAGUGAAGCCUCGGAACCUGUGCAGAAUGGAAACCUCUCCCACAGCAUCGAAGCCGCAGAUGCCCCGCAGGCCACAGAGACUGCUGAGGAAGAGGAUGACCAGCCCCUCAGCCUGUCCUGGCCAUCCAACACCCGCAAGCAGGUCACAUUCCUGAUUGUUCUACCCAUCGUCUUCCCUCUCUGGAUCACCUUACCGGAUGUCCGCAAACCUGCUUCCAGGAAGUUCUUCCCUAUCACAUUCUUUGGCUCCAUCACAUGGAUUGCAGUUUUCUCGUACCUGAUGGUUUGGUGGGCACACCAGGUUGGAGAGACAAUUGGCAUUAGUGAAGAGAUCAUGGGUCUGACCAUCUUGGCUGCCGGGACCUCUAUCCCUGAUCUUAUCACCAGUGUCAUAGUGGCCCGGAAGGGCCUGGGGGAUAUGGCUGUGUCCAGCUCUGUUGGAAGCAACAUCUUUGACAUCACUGUGGGGCUUCCACUGCCCUGGCUCCUCUACACCGUCAUCCACAGAUUCAAGCCAGUGACUGUCAGUAGCAACGGCCUCUUCUGCGCCAUCGUUCUCCUCUUCAUCAUGUUGCUUUUCGUCAUCCUCUCCAUUGCCCUCUGCAAAUGGCGGAUGAACAAAAUCCUCGGCUUCAUCAUGUUCGGCCUCUACUUCGUGUUCCUGGUGGUCAGCGUCCUCCUGGAAGACAGAGUUCUCGAGUGCCCUGUCUCCAUCUAAUGGAAAAGCCAUAUCUUAAACCAACAGCAUGGAUGGUCCCUCCCAGUUCUGGGCUCCAGGCUCCUUGCAGUCUUGAGAAGAGACAGCUUGUACACAGCCCUGGGAGGCUGUGUCCCUCCUUGGAGGGUUGGAGGAAGGAUGGAUUCUCAUGGGGCCAUUCACUUCCAGGCGCCUCACCCUUGCCUGCUGAAAUGACUCCAUGUAAGAGACAAAGAGAACCGUCUCUCCAUCACCGCUGACAGGUACUCCUCGCUGGUCGGAGGUACGUUCAUUGUGAUGACGCAAAAGAGGACAGAGGCUAUACAUACAUAUAAAUAUAAAUAUUAUAAAUAUAUACACAAGAGCAUACAAAUCCUGCCUGUUUCUGUACUAUACCUCUCCUGCUAUACCUAUAGAUUAAUAUAUAACUGUACACAAUGGAAAGAAAAAUUAUAUAUAAAAAAAUAUAUAUUUAAGUGCAAAUGCAUCUUUUCAGGGAUAGCUCUAGCAUAUUUAUAGUACCUAUUUAAAGAGGGGCAUCAACCUCCAACCUUCAGUUUGUGCUGUGCCCCUCAAGUGCAAAAGGUGAAUUCACAGAAUCCGUAGGCAAAGCUCUCUUUGCUGUGAUCUCCAGCUUGCUUUGGAUGUACUGAAUUUAGUGAAAUAGUUUGCAGAGAGGAGGGCUUAAUAGAGGGUGUCUGCAGGGGCCCCAGUUAUAACCUCUAAAAUACUCUUAUAAGCCAAAAGGAACCCCAUAUGUCCAUCCCCCCUGGGGUGCUCUUUGACACAGGAGAUUCUGUAAGAUAGGUAAAACUCAGACUGGGUGGCAACCAAGGGGGAGCUGGCGAGGGUUAGGCUGUUUUGUUUUGUUUCUUAAUUAAUGCCAUAGCAUGCAAGUAGAUGAUAUGAAUGAAAAACCAAAUUAGUGCUUUUCUAGGACAGCAAAACGAUACAAACUGAGCCUAUCAUGUUCCAGUGCAUGGCCCAUUAUCAUCAAAAGAACAAGGGCAAUCUUAGCCGUUAUUGUCAUUUGACGUGCUUUAAUUCGAAGGGCUCAGAUACAGUCCAAAGUCCUGUCAAGAGAGCUGAGAUGUGUGCUGAGAAACACCGUCCAGCAGAGGUGCUCAGCGGGAGCUGCCACCUGAUGGGGGACAUAAGGGCAGAGCUCCUUAGAGCAUUUCCCAGUGUGGUCACAAAGGGCUCCCUAAUGCUUACGGGGGGGGGGAUCUAAGAAUCCUUCCCAAUAGAUACAAACUAAUGACCGACAGUGCUUGGUUGAGGCAGUUCAGGUUUUUGGUUUGGGGUUUUGUUUUUUUCAUAAGUAUUUACCCAUUUUGGUGUGCUCCCCAGAACAGUUUCCUCUGUCAUGGAUUUGGUGAAGACCCAUGUAACAUCUUUGCCCCUCCUCCCACCAUAAUCCCGUCUGGAACUCUAGUGUUCAGAGUUCAGGGGAGACUAUCUGCCAUAGUUUCUUUACACCACUUUGAAGCAGUCACUCUGGUGUUAUGGUUUACUGAUUUUUCUCAGCUUCAUGCAGGAUCAUCACAUUCACUGAGUGUCCCCAAGCUCUGGCUGACGUCUUGUAUGACUUCUUAAGUUUACUGCAGUAGAAAAUGAGACUGGUUGGCAGCAGCAGGACCAAUUAAAUUGAAAAAAAAAAAAAAUACUCAGAGGUUUUCGAUUUCCCUAAACCAUGCUUUCUCCUUAAAAAUCAAUUGAAAAAGUAAAUAGGGGGUGGCCCACUAUGUGUAAAUUGGCAUGCAUCAUGCAUGAAGAAUGUCAUCACACAUUCAGGUCCUGAUCUGUCACUGUGCCUUUUCUGAUUAUUUGGUGAACACCUUUUAACAUAGGGAGGCAGGACGCAGGACUCAAAGCUGAAUUAGAAAGCUGAGUAACCCAAUACCCCAGGUCAAGUUCGGCAUUCCCUCCACAAACCCUCCAUUCAUUCCCGGCAUGGCAACAGCAGGCUAACCCAAGCCCGUCACCUCUCUUCACUCAUAAGCAAAAGGCACUUCAAAGUGGAGGCCCCUGAGGACACAGAAAUCAAAAGGUCUGCCACCUAAGAAACUGGCUUUCAAGUCUCCCCAACAAUGCGAAGUUGGGUUUUCAGUGAUGAAAGAGAAACCCACACCCCACUCAUCGAGAGUUGGCCUUUGUAUGAGGCAAGCGUUUAUGCUGCUUCUGUAGAAAGAAAAAACAGGAAACCUGAGUUUUCAGUUUCAAAAGCUCAGAUCUUGUUCUGUCUUCUUGAAUGAUAGCGAGAUGACUGUUGGAUAAAUUCUUAUUUCUGGUUGGUUUAUUGCUUUAAAAGGAUAGUUUUUUUUUAAAGCCAAUUACAAAGUAAGGAAGGUCACAGAAUGUCUGGUCCCACCAUUACUAUUCCUUGCCCCCCUCACCUCCUCACUAAGAAGCCCAGAAGCACUCCAAGUGUCUAAGAGCUGGGAGUUCUGCCUCAUUGGGACUGUUGUGGUGUUAAAUGAAAAGUUGCUUUGAGAAGACAACAUUCCCAAAGCCAGUCCCCACCUACACGGUGUUCCCCGUCACUGAGAGGUGCAGGCUCCAUCCCCCGCUGGCUCUUGCUGCCUUCACUGAAGAGAGUGUGGGUAUGUGGCCAUAUGUUGUCUUGGAAUCAUUCAGUCAUUGUUAAGCUGCUUUCUACACGCUGGUUUCAGGUCAUCUCUAAUUUCCUUCUUGUACAUCAGUGUGGGCAAGCAUACCAGAUCUGAUGGCAUACAAUAUCAAUUACAUCAUAACCCUUUUGGCUCAAUCACAUUUGGAAUUCCAAAGCAAAGAGCAUCCAUCAAAAGAAAAAGAAAAGUCAGGCACACCAACCAAAGUGAACAUUUAAGAGCAAAGGGUUUUUUUUUUUAAUUCUAUGCAUCUAUACACACAAACAUUCGCAUACCACUCAAAUAUCACAACCCACAGAAUAGGAAAAGACCAGCUGUAUCCCUAAUGCUUACAGAGAGGCAAAAAUAUGCAACAAGAUGCAUGGGAAAAAAAUAUUAGACUGCUUUCCUUUUGUUUAUCUGGAGCAGGGUAUAAAAUAAUAUCAAAAGUUCAAGGCAAAAUUUUACCACUCAUCCUAAAAUAAAGGAAUUGUCCCCAAAUGGGGCCAUUUGCUCACAGAAAACCAAGGCAGUCUUGCUUGCUGUCACCUCUCCUAUAGCCCUAGGCAACCCUGGAACAGGAGAGAAACUUGGUUCAGACAGUGGACUCUAAAAUAGAAACUCCUAGAUUGACAUCUCAGAAUGCCUGUGACAUAUCCACCUGCUCUCUGGACCCAGCCAGUUCCUGAUGGCAUGAAGCAUGAGGUUAAUGGUGUUAUUCAACUUCCCAGGUCCUAAAGCUGACAGGCAGAGUCAGCGAAGCAGAGUACGUGUCCAGGGCCUCAGGGAUAGGGCUGUCUCUCAGCUCCACAGAUGAGGAAGAAUGUCUGAAGCCUCUUAGUGUUAUGAAAAGAGGCGAGAACUGUUUUAUAUUCAAGGAACAUGGUUCUCAACGCCUUUGACAGGUGUCACCUGACAGUGACCAUUAGAGUUUAUGUUAUAGUGAAGACGUGAAUCAGGUGGUUUGGAGGCCUUUCAGCAAAACACAGCUGCCUCGAUGAUUAAAUUUUGGUAACAUUAACAUACACCUGCUCCUGGCCAGAGCGAGUUGACCGACUCCCCUAUGACCACCACUUCCCACAUCUUUAAAUGCCUCUUUGACCUGAAGUGAAGUAAGAUAGGGCCUACAAAAGAAGGUUAUCCAGACCCAGACCACCUUAACAGAAAAUUGGUCACAGAAAACUGAUAGAGCUGCUGACCAAACGGAGGGGAAGAUGGAGAAUGAAGUAUUGAGAUCCUUGCAUUGGAGCAUUUGAUAGAGCCUAAUACUUGUCUGGAUGAAGCAUGUCGGGGAAUUUCAGUGGGCUUACACACACACACACACACACACACACACACACACACACACA